AUGACGCUGUUCAAUCAAUUGAAUUUCUACGCAGUCCCACCCCUGAAGGGGGAUAAUCAAUUCCCAACCGUGUUGAAGAUUGAGCUGGGAAUCUUAUCUGGGCGCCUCUAUCUCGAUUUUGAGGAGUACAGUGAGACAAUGCAGUACCUCAGAAUAGUUGGUACUUGCGCUACCGGUGCAGAAGAAUCAGGCAGUACUGCAGUCGAUGAACGUGGUAAGUUUGCAGAUGACCCUCUCGGACUUUUGCAGGGGUGGUUAGCCAUGACUAGAAAAGGUCGGGAGUUUGGACAUACCCCUGCGGGCUACAUUUGUCAAGGACGACAGCUUUCCAAGAAUCAUUCUGCCUUCAGGUGGAGCACCACCGAUAUGCUCAUGGCUGAAGAUAUCUCCCGGCUACAUGUCAAUGAUGAUGAUACGAGCAUAAAUGGACAUGAAGACAGUGAAACUUUUGACUAG
Aspergillus oryzae RIB40 is the source of this 456-nucleotide messenger RNA. RefSeq lists its product as uncharacterized. The coding region runs from base 1 to 456 and encodes 151 amino acids. The transcript has a single exon. The record is from RefSeq and is a predicted model, not a curated record. NCBI's taxonomy places the organism in Eukaryota, Fungi, Ascomycota, Eurotiomycetes, Eurotiales, Aspergillaceae.